AUGAAUGAUCUCUACAAUAAUCCGCUUGUCUGCGACUGCCAUCUGCGAUGGCUCAUUGUGACAGCUCAGGCCGGCGAGUCCAAUGUCACAGUAACGGACGCUGUGUGUAGUGAGCCCGCGCACCUGAAGGGGCGUGAAAUAAGGAACGUGGCCCCAGCGGAUCUCAAUUGCAGCAUGUUCGACAAUAUUGAGAUAGUAAAGGCCCCCAAUGCCACAUACGACGUUGAGCCCAAUAUGAAGAUAGUCUUUGCCAUAGAUGUAAUCACGGACCCAUACUGGCAGAACCAGAUAAGCUACAAAUGGUUCUGGUACUUGCCAGUUACCACGUCGACUGGUGACCAGAUUAUAGAGAAGCAGCCACUCCCACCCACCUCCAGCUAUGACAAGUACUUCAAGCUGUCACUGUCGGGCAAGGAGCUGACCUUCACCAUACCCGACGUGAAAACACAUGUAACAGCGGACAAUAAGGCCGAGUAUGAUCUCUACCAGGACCUCACGGAUGACAGGCUCUUCUCCAUCAAUAUCAGCCACAAAUUUGACCAUCGAGUGGUGAACUUCACUGUGAAAGGAAAGGAGCUGGAAAAAACAAGGAAGAGGGAAUCAAGCACGGACAGACAGUAUUCAGAUGGGCAGCCUUCAAUCUAA
Dreissena polymorpha is the source of this 645-nucleotide messenger RNA. RefSeq lists its product as uncharacterized. Lineage: Eukaryota; Metazoa; Mollusca; Bivalvia; Myida; Dreissenidae. The record is from RefSeq and is a predicted model, not a curated record. The transcript is spliced from 5 exons. Bases 1 to 645 code for a protein of 214 amino acids.